Filobasidium floriforme is the source of this 1560-nucleotide messenger RNA. RefSeq lists its product as uncharacterized. The coding region runs from base 81 to 1367 and encodes 428 amino acids. Gene Ontology annotation, biological process: nucleocytoplasmic transport. NCBI's taxonomy places the organism in Eukaryota, Fungi, Basidiomycota, Tremellomycetes, Filobasidiales, Filobasidiaceae. Gene Ontology annotation, cellular component: nuclear pore. The transcript has 8 exons. The record is from RefSeq and is a predicted model, not a curated record. Gene Ontology annotation, molecular function: structural constituent of nuclear pore.
UUUGUACGAGGUCGUUGAAGAUAAUUCACAGCCACAUACUCUUUCCAAAGAGUCAAAGGAAAGCCUAUUUUACCGGCACCAUGUCUCUCUUCGGUGCUCCCAAGCCUGCUACGUCCGGGUUUAGCUUCGGUCAAGCGCCAGCAGCCGCCAAUCCUCCAGCCGCUCCUACAUUUGGAGGAUUCGGAACUCAGCCUGCUUCGACUUCGACGGCUCCUGCUACGGGAUCGCUAUUCGGUGGGGCUCAACCUCAACAACAGCAACAGCAGCAGCCUGCCGGGGGUUUGUUUGGCAGUCAAGCCGGAACGACGGGCCAACAACAGGGAUCAUCAGGAGGACUAUUCGGGUUGGGACAGAGCACCUCGAGCAAUAACCAACAGCAGCAACAGCAACAGAAUGGAACGACGUCUGGCGGCUUGUUCGGUGGUGGGAGUUCGUUCGGCGGGUUCGGGGCCAACAAGACUGCUUCGACGAUCGGGUCUACCUUUGGGCAGCAACAGGGUGGUCAACAACAACUGGGACAGUCGCAAUUACAGCAGUCGCAAUUCUCUCAGCAACAACAGCAGCAGGCACCGCAACAGCAACAGUUGCCACCCUGGUCAAGCGGUUCGGGGAUCCAGCUAGAAUCGGUCUUUCAGGUGGAUAUCCCUGGAGACAUGUUGUUCGAAGAUAUCGAGAAGAAGUUUCCGGAUACCGCCAAGGCUAUCUUGAUGAUCGAGGAGUCAUUACAGCGAGAGAGGAACGUACGGGAGAGCAUCGAUGUAAAAGAGCUGGGGACGAGGUUGACACAGGACCGAUCAGAGAUCAGCACGCUUUCUUCCGGCAUGCAAGUCCACCAACACUCGAUCAAGGAACUCCGACGACGCGUAGAUCGACUAGCUCAGCAGGCCGAGGAGAUCAACAAUGUCUGGCAGACGUGCGUGGAGGUGCUCAAGACUGCGCACGAGCAGAAGGUCUCGGGCGGAAGCAUGGUCUCGCAGCAUGGUACAUUUUAUCGAGAUUUCUUUGCCAAGCUGGCGGAACAGAUGAAGGUGCAGAUGGGUCAAUACCGAAGAACGUUCGAGCAAAUCGAGAGACAACUCGUCGGGCUGAGUAGGGCUUCCAACAAGCCUACACCGCAAGCCAUCGCGCAAACGGUAUCGAACAACCAGAACACGAUCAUGGGUCUCGCGAGCGACAUGGCGAGCUUGGAAGAACGAAUCAAGAACUUGUCGGCUCAUUAUCGACAAGCCUAUCGAUCAAAGAUGAACACGGUCGUCGACCCGUUCGUUAUCGCCCGAGCCGAGGCUGGAGAACCGCCGUUGGGUCAUAGCGGGCAGAGGGGUGAGAGGAGCCUCGACGACAACCUCGGCGAGCUGAGGAUGGGUUGAGCUCGAGAUCAGACCAUGUGUACAUGAGGGUGGGCAGUGUAUUUUAUGAUCAUGUAGCGAUCGAGCGGUCCGGAUACAAGUGUUGGCCAAGGUAGCGCGCUUUCUCUUGGCGGUCGCCGGGGUGAAUCGUCAGAUUUCAGCAACAUAUGACGUAUUCGAAACCACUUGCACUUGAGGAGGUUCAUAUAUGCAC